ACUGUUUGCAAAUCUACACACACCAGCGCGGUUUUUCGCUAUACAAAAUUGUACAUUUAACAAAAAAUAGCAGCAAUUAAUACAAACAAACGGUUGCGCCAGACACCCGAAUGUGCUGGCUGCCCCGCGGAAUAUGAAAUAGUGCCAAUUCCUCCGCGCUACUGCCACAAUCACGUGAUGAAAAUACGCCUGAAAAGUCGCCAUCGUCCAUGAAAUGUAAAGCAGAGCAGAGCAGUUUUUCCAACCAACUUGGGUGGAGUGUGGAGUUCGAGUUUCGCAGUGCGGACCACCAUCGGGAUUCGCUAAUCGUGGGAAUUGGCAGUCUAUAUUCCCGGCCAUGCCGCCGCCAAAUGUGAGCCUUCGCGGGCGCCUUACCUACGCGAUAAGUGCGCAGUUCGGGGCCAAUUAGUGGCUGUCUGAGGUGUCCUUUGCCGCCUCGUCCUUUCGCGAAACAAUAACCUCAUUUGCAGGCCACAGACUUUGAACUUGCGACGCGCGUGUGCGUGCGUGCGAUCGUGGAAAACAAAAGAAAAGCUGUCGGGCAGCACAAACAAUAACAAUAGAUCGUGUCGCACACACUAUCAUCAGUGCGAAUAGCCAACAUGUUAUCUGCGCCCUGGCUAAUCUUCCUGGGCACUUUGCUCGGCGCCUCCGUUUGCGCCUCCCCCAUUGAAUUCGUAAUGGACACCAGCCUAAAUGGCUCCAGAUCUGAUCCUGCGCCUGCAUCCCAUCAUGGCAAAUGGCCUACGAUAACCAAAGCGCCAGCGCUGAGAGCUCCAACUGGAACCGCUGGACAGGCUUAUCAAUCGCCAUCGUCGUCGCUGGCCGCUGAUAACGGGAGCCUCGACAACAACGGUAGCGCCGUGUCCAUGCUGCUCCCGCAAGACGGCGACGCAUCCGGAGCAGUGGCCCCUGAAGUUACUCCCCAGCUGCCCAUCUACAUUGCUCAGCCCAGCGCGAAAAAGCCAGAAAACAAGAUAAAAUGCCACUGUGACACCUGCAAGGAAUCUAACAACAUAUGCGAGACGGACGGCUUUUGUUUUACGUCUGUAGAGAAGAGCGCCGAUGGCACCAUCACCUUCAGCUACAGAUGUCUGCAGAACUCCCAAAUUUUUCCACCGGGUCGCUCCAUCUGGUGCAACGACGGACUGCACGGCGGACCCACCACCCGCCCAGUGGGUAGGAGUGGCGCCCACGCCUGCUGCAAGGACCGCGACUUUUGCAACCGUUUUCUGUGGCCCAAGACGAAGGACCAGCCAACUUAUCGUGUGGAAGGUCGGCAGACCUCCGUCGAAGAUUAUGUGCCACAUAGACUAACCAGCUGGGAGUUUGUGGCUAUCAUCCUCGGGGCCACCCUCUUCAUUUGCUUCACGGGCACUAGUACGUGGUAUUAUUGCCAGCGUCGCAAGCGAUUGGCCAGCGGAAGGCCGUUUGCCAAGGAGGAUUCGGUGUACGAUCCAAUAUUGAAUGGUAAUACAACCAUACAGGACAUCAUUGAGAUGACCACCUCUGGUUCGGGUUCGGCUGGUCUUCCUCUGCUAGUGCAGCGCUCGAUUGCCCGGCAGGUGCAGUUGUGCCAUGUUAUCGGAAAGGGACGUUUCGGCGAGGUCUGGCGUGGACGCUGGCGAGGCGAAAACGUGGCGGUCAAGAUCUUUUCCAGUCGCGAAGAGUGCUCCUGGUUUCGUGAGGCGGAAAUCUAUCAGACGGUAAUGCUCCGGCACGAAAAUAUUUUGGGAUUUAUAGCUGCAGACAACAAGGACAACGGAACUUGGACACAACUUUGGCUGGUAACCGACUACCAUGAGAACGGAUCGCUUUUCGACUACUUAACCACGCACCCGGUGGACACCAAUACCAUGCUGAACAUGUCGCUGAGUAUUGCCACUGGUCUGGCGCAUCUCCAUAUGGACAUUGUGGGCACUCGCGGCAAGCCCGCCAUCGCCCAUCGUGAUCUCAAAUCGAAAAACAUACUGGUUAAAUCAAAUCUUAGUUGUGCUAUUGGGGAUUUGGGUCUGGCCGUGCGCCAUGUGGAGAAAAAUGACUCUGUGGACAUACCUUCCACUCAUCGCGUCGGUACUAAGCGCUAUAUGGCGCCCGAGGUCCUGGACGAGAGUAUGAAUGAUCAGCACUUUGACUCGUACAAGAGGGCGGAUGUGUACGCUUUUGGACUGAUCCUCUGGGAGAUUGCACGUCGCUGCAACAUGGGAAUGAUAUACGAUGAGUAUCAAUUACCGUAUUACGACGUUGUUCAGCCAGACCCUAGCAUUGAAGAGAUGAAGAAAGUGGUUUGCAUUGAGAAAUGCCGGCCAAACAUUCCAAACCGCUGGCAUGCUUCCGAUGUGCUUCACAAUAUGGCCAAGGUGAUGAAGGAGUGCUGGUAUCCAAAUCCUGUGGCCCGAUUAACAGCGCUUCGCAUCAAAAAGACACUUGCUAGCAUCAGUGUGGAGGACAAGGUCAAAAACUGAUUGUGGCUUCAGUUUUACGAGUAGUCCUCGUGUCGCGCCCCGUGGGAUCGGGGGCAGACAAGUAGUAGUAACCUGUAACCUGGCCCCGCGUUACCUUAAAUGUCCUGGCAGCGCUUACGAAGCAGUUCCAGAAACCCGUUAAGAAAUUAAACACAAAAAAGUUGUAAAUAUUAUGUGCUAACUCAUCCUUAAAGUUUCCAAUUCUUUGCUUUGUUUCCGUUCAGAACGAGCUCGUUUAAGUUUUGUGUUACACCAUCCUCAACUAUUGUACAUAACCUUCGUUGAAAUUUUCGCCGAGAUUUGCUUAUUUCCGGGCAGAGUGAUCAAGGCGGCGCGCCAAAAAAACUGCCGCACUGCCAUUAGAUCUACCAAUUAGGGCCUAGUUAUAACCAACCAAAUAACACAUUAUAUACAAUAUAUAUUUUUUAUAAAUCCUGUUUGCAAGCAAGAUAUGCCAGCAAACAAAACGAUAAAUACAUAACGAAAACAAAACAGUAAGACUAUGUCAAGACUGAGCAGCAGUGGAAAGCAGUGAGAAAACAGAUUUAAACCGCAGACAAUUUUUUGCCUGCAAGAAAAUAUACAAAACCAGCCACAUCAGAUCAUCAGCAAGGAAGAUAACUCUUUUAGACACUAACCAACAGAUAAAGUCGAUAAACUCAGGAAAUCGUAACGUAAAAAUAAAAUGAAAAGAAUCAAACGAUUUGUGCGCGCCGUCUGCUCACAAACAGCUUGCCAUGCCCACAUCGCUUUUGCUGCUGCUGUGCCUCUAAAACUUAAUAAGCACUACACUUCUCCCAUAAGUAUGUUUCCAUAUUGCUGAAGGCGCUUCUCUUUGUAAUCUUAUGUUUAAAUUAUUUUAAAAGGUCUACACCAAAACUCUCGACCCUGGCAAAUAACAAAAAUUGGUUGCAUCUUCACGCAUUCUUAUUAUUUUUGUUAUUUCAUAUACGUUCAUGUUGCCUAUCAACCUAUCCCUUAAUAACCCCUGUUUCUUGUUGUUUUAAAACCAAAGCUUGCUCUUCCUAUUUUAUUGUAGCCAUAAAUAAGUAAACAAAACUAUAAAUUUGUAUGGUAUACUAUAUUCUCUUCUAUUAUAAAUUGUAUGGAACUAAAUGUUUCGUGGUCAAACCUAACCCACUAAUUUAGUUCCGGGUAAUACAAUAUGUUUAAUAUCAUAAAUCAAUUAAAUCUCACAUCAAAUGCCAUAAAGCUAAACGAGUCCAUUACUAAUGUAUAAAUAUAAACACAGUCCAUUACCAGAAUGCAAUAGUAGUUUCAACCAUGUUUCCUUUGCCCAUCAAUACACGCCAGCUGAGAGAUUAAAGUAAACAUUAAUUAACAUUUAAGCUAAGAGUAAGAGUUUGUACGAGCAAGAUUGUAAUUAGGGUUAUAAUUUAAUAGUACCUUUAUAUUGUUAUUUUUUCGGUCUGCGAAAUUUGCUUUCCUAUUUUAAUUUAAGCUUUCUGAAGUUAAUCACAUCCUGUACGAACACAAUCGAUUUCUUUGGAAAAUCUAAACUAAAUUUAUAGCUAUAUUCGCGUACGUAUACUUAGGUUUUGAAACUAUUCCUGUAAGUGUAAAAUCUGUACAUAUUAUGUGCAUUCUGUACACGCAAGUCAAACAAAAAACGAGACAUGUUUCAAAAAAGAUCGGACUUGAUAUUUGUUUGGCUGUUCCAAGCUAAGUUUAAGCCGAAAGUUGUUCUUAAGACUAACUCCCAAUACACCCUCCAAAGGGGGCACUUCCUAAACCCCACAACCUUAGUCCCUGAUCCAAACCAAAAACAACUUUAAAAAAAAGUGAGUUUAAGGAUUCAAUUUAAACCGAAGAACAUAAAAUCAACAAGAGACUUGAACAUGCGCAAAAACAUAUAAAAAUUAAUUUUAAAAAUAAAUCCUAUUUUGCUGGCCAAACAUACUUUUGGUUCGAAAUAUUCAAAAAUUCAAGAACGAUUUAAUUUAACGAUGCACUUUGUGCGAUUUAUGUUAGGCUCAAGUAAGCGAAAAGUGUCUCAGCCAUAAAGUUAGGGGCGAAAGCAUUUGUAAUGUGUAUUAAUCGUAAAUGGAUUGGAUCAUGAGAGAUAUAUAGAAUGUCAGAGAGUUAGAGAAAGAAAGGAGGAAUGAUUUACUUGGGUGUAAUGUUAAAAACAAAAGCGUUGAAUGUGUAAACAGAGUCUAACUUUUAGCUUUAAGCUGCGUUUUUACUGGCACUUUAAAUAAAAUUACAAAAAUAAAAACAACCGAAAAUAUUUGUAAACGAA
Molecule: messenger RNA, 4728 nt
Organism: Drosophila santomea
Lineage: Eukaryota; Metazoa; Arthropoda; Insecta; Diptera; Drosophilidae
Gene: babo
Product: TGF-beta receptor type-1
Exons: 8
Coding region: 603-2465 (620 amino acids)
Biological process (GO): cellular response to growth factor stimulus; nervous system development; protein phosphorylation
Cellular component (GO): activin receptor complex; plasma membrane
Molecular function (GO): activin binding; ATP binding; activin receptor activity, type I
Source: RefSeq, a predicted model, not a curated record